AUGAGUUGUGCGGAGGUGAUGUAUCACCCCCAGCCGUAUGGAGCGCCCCAGUAUCUGCCCAACCCCGUGGCAGCUGCAACCUGCCCCACAGCCUGUUACCACCCGGCGCCCCAACCUGGCCAGCAGAAGAAGUUAGCGGUAUACAGCAAGAUGCAGGACUCUCUGGAAGUCACCCUUCCCAGCAAACAAGAGGAGGAGGAGGAGGAGGAGGAGGAUGAGGAGGAGGAGGAGAAAGACCAGCCUGCCGAGAUGGAGUACCUUAACUCUCGCUGUGUCCUUUUCACUUAUUUCCAGGGAGACAUUGGGUCAGUAGUGGAUGAACACUUCUCAAGAGCUUUGGGCCAAGCCAGCACCCUUCAUCAAGAAUCUGCCAUUUCAAAAAGCAAGAUGGGGCUAACCCCCUUAUGGCGAGACAGCUCAGCUCUCUCAAGCCAGCGGACUAGUUUCCCGACUUCCUUUUGGACCAGCUCUUACCAGCCCCCACCUGCACCCUGUCUGGGGGGCGUUCAUCCUGACUUCCAGGUCACUGCACCCUCGGGCAACUUUACGGCCGCCGACCCCAGCCCCUGGCCGGGACAUGGGCUGCAUCAGACUGGCUCCGGCCCUCCACCUCCAGUGUCGGAGUCCUGGCACUACCCGCUGGCAUCUCAGGUGAGCCCGUCCUACGGGCACGUGCAUGACGUGUACAUGCGGCACCACCCCCCGCACGUGCAUCACCGCCACCACCACCACCACCACCACCAUCACCACCACCCUCCUGCGGGCUCCGCCCUGGAUCCACCUUACGGGCCCCUGCUGAUGCCCUCCGUGCGUGCGGCCAGGAUUGCCGCGCCCCCGUGUGACAUCACAAAGACAGAUCCAACGACAGUCACCACCGCUACCUCAGCGUGGGCCGGAGCCUUUCACGGAACCGUGGACUUAGUGCCAAGUGUGGGCUUUGACGCAGGUCUACAGCAUCAAGACAAAGGCAAGGAGUCACCGUGGUACUGAAACACACAGUAUUAUCAAGUUAAAUUGGAGCAUGAAUCCAUGGUCCCACUGGGAAAAGAUGCUGCCAGGGACUGUCAUUCUGCAGUGGGACAUGUUAGAUGUGGAAGGAAAAGAGGACGUGCUCUCCAGCUGACUUUGGUUUGGAGCCUUUUCUUGGGAAAGCAGAAUGAGUCCUAGACAUUGAAGAAAAGCAUUUUUGUUUAUUUCUUUCCCUCAUCUGAGCCUUUGCCAACUGUGCAACUCUCUCUCUUUUUCUUUUUGUCUUGCUUUU
Molecule: messenger RNA, 1261 nt
Organism: Budorcas taxicolor (takin)
Lineage: Eukaryota; Metazoa; Chordata; Mammalia; Artiodactyla; Bovidae
Gene: VGLL3
Product: vestigial like family member 3
Exons: 4
Coding region: 1-990 (329 amino acids)
Biological process (GO): regulation of transcription by RNA polymerase II
Cellular component (GO): nucleus
Source: RefSeq, a predicted model, not a curated record